Molecule: messenger RNA, 896 nt
Organism: Gasterosteus aculeatus aculeatus (three-spined stickleback)
Lineage: Eukaryota; Metazoa; Chordata; Actinopteri; Perciformes; Gasterosteidae
Gene: rln1
Product: relaxin 1
Cellular component (GO): extracellular region
Molecular function (GO): hormone activity; G protein-coupled receptor binding
Source: RefSeq, a predicted model, not a curated record
AGAGAGGGAGAGGGCUUAGGGUCGAAUGCACAGGUUGAGAAGUGAACCAGUGACGAGGUUUCAUACAGGGAACAAAAAGAGGAAAGCCGAGCCUCUGCAGCACGAGACCGACACACAGGAAGCACCUUUGGCAACUCCGGGCUCCAACAGAAGGACAAACAACAACUACGAGGAAGAAGUGGACCGGACUUGAAACGCCCGUCUCAGAUCCGAGGUGGACCUCGACCCGACCCGACUCGGCUCUGCUCGUCCCCAAGUGAAAGAUGCUGUGGCGGUUGACUCUGGCCGUGGCCGUGGUGAGCGUCGGCGGCAUAUGCAGCUGCAUGAAGACGGACCUGAUGAGCCGGCUGAUGAUGCCGAGGGACUACGGGGUGAAGCUGUGCGGCAGAGAGUUCAUCAGAGCGGUCAUUUUCACCUGCGGCGGCUCCCGGUGGAGACGAUCCACGGGGGGGGGCAGAGAUCCCUUCCAGUGGAGUUCCCUCAGUGACGUUACAGUGGAGGACAACCAGCACACCUGGCAAUCGGGCGCUGAGUUUGCGGCCGACGACCUUUCCCCUCCCCAAAAGGGCCGCUCCCUCUCCCUGGCAGACCUCCUGGCUCUUUACGGGGCCCCGGGGGACACGCCGUCGCUCACUGACUUGGCCCUUCAGCAGACCGCGGUUUUAGGCCAGAGGGACGGGAACUGGGCGGCGGCGGCAGCCGACGGCGGCGGCAUCACCAGCAAGCAGAAGAGGAACUUUUCUCUGGGUGUGGCGGGAAAGUGCUGCAACCAAGGCUGCACCAAGAACGAUAUCGGACGCUUGUGCUAAGGGGGAUGGGGGGGGCAUGAAGACGGUGUGAUGGACAUGUGUGGAGGGACGUAGAAGGAGAGUUUACAAUUUAAAAUGUUCCCUUUA